Molecule: messenger RNA, 1104 nt
Organism: Phanerochaete carnosa HHB-10118-sp
Lineage: Eukaryota; Fungi; Basidiomycota; Agaricomycetes; Polyporales; Phanerochaetaceae
Exons: 4
Coding region: 1-1104 (367 amino acids)
Biological process (GO): secondary metabolic process
Cellular component (GO): cytoplasm; cytosol
Molecular function (GO): carboxy-lyase activity; hydrolase activity
Source: RefSeq, a predicted model, not a curated record
AUGGCCAGCCCCACGGAGCGCAUCCCUAUGAAAAUCGACGUUCACCACCACAUCUUCCUUCCCGAGCUCUCGAAGCGCAAGGCUGGCCAGAACGCUGUGGUAGGAUGGAAGACGCCGGAGGAGAACGUGCCGUGGAAUAUUCAGAAGAGCUUGGAAGCGAUGAACAAGCUUUGCGUCGCCGGCGCGAUACUCAGCUAUCCUGCUGGCAUCCCGGAGAACCUUGUCGACAGCCCGUUUCGCGCGGCUCCAACGUGCAGCAAAGGCGGCCUGCGGGCUGUUGACGAAGAGACGCGAAAUGAGAGGAACAGGGAAGUUGUUCGAGAGUUGAACACGCACGCAAAAGGACUCUGCGACGCCGCAGAAUCGGAAGGACGCUUUGGAUGGUUUGCAUGUCUUCCAGACUUGCGGAACGUCGAAGGUACCUUGCGAGAGAUUGCGUACGCGUUAGACGUACUGCACGCAAACGGCGUCAGUCUUUCGACCUCCUACGGCCAAGGGCCUGAAGCUAUUUACAUUGGUGACGAUCUCUUCGAUCCUGUUUGGGCUGAACUCGACCGGCGUGGCGCAGUCGUCUUCCUCCACGGCACGCAGACUCCAUCUUCGACCCCUUAUCCUCAUGCAUUUCUUGGACUUCCCAUCACCGAGGUACCGAACGAAACGUUCAAGGCGGCAUCUCAUCUUGUCGUGACAGGCAAGAAACGACGAUAUCCCCACGUCAAGAUAAUUCUCGCGCACUGUGGCGGAAGCGCGCUGUUCCUAGCAUCGCGGGUCGCCGCCCUGUCUGCACACAUGGGCAGCGAACUCACGCCAGAGGCGUGUUUGGAAGACUUUGGAACGUUCUACGUGGAGACUGCGCUUUGUGGACAUGGGACCACAAUCCAGCUUGUGGAGAACAUGUUGGGCCGGUCGAAGAUCCUCUACGGCACCGAUUUCCCUGCCGUGAGCGUUAAUACGAUUGAAUGGUUCACAAAACACCUGGCAGCCCACUACGCAGGCGAUGCCGCUGCGCUCGAGGAAGUAACUACGGGCGCAGCUUUAAGGUUGUUCCCUCGAUUCCAGGACAUGGCGAACAAAGGAAUCGAGCAGAGCUCCCAGGGACAAUGA